AUGAACGGCACUUCAAAAUCAUCGUAUGGUAAUUGUGAUACGUGCGAUCAACCACAAACUGACAACGGAUGGUGUUCUGUGUGCCAAACUAAAAUAUUUCAAGAGAAUUUUAUAAAUUGGACAAGCGGUAAUCAAAAAAUUGAUGAACUAAUCCAGGAGACGCAAAUUAAUCCAAUCAACCCUGGUCGAAUAUUGGAAUGGAUACCAUAUGAAAAGAUUAAAAUCGUGAAAAAAAUAGGCAAAGGUGGCUUUAGCACUAUUUAUGAAGCAAUUUGGAUUGAUGGCCCAAUAGUUUGGGAUGGUGUAAAGUUGAACAGAAAAUCUAAUUGUAAAAUUGCUUUGAAAAAUUUGGAUACUUCAUCUGAAUCUUUGAGUGAUGAAUACUUAAAUGAGUUAAAACUUCAUUUACGUUGUAAUAAUUCAGGUCAAUUAAGUCUCAAAUUACCAAAUACAACAGGAAUUUUAAACGAUGUUAAGAAAGACAAUGAAUUGAUUGGUCCUCUUAUUGAAGCUUUCCCUUGUUUAUACAUGCUUUCGGAUUUUUAUCCUUUACUUGAACCUUAUAGAACACUUAAGAAUCCAAUAGACAAUAAAAUAUUGUAUAAAUUUUUAUUACCUUUAACUGAUCUUAUGGUGGCUGCAAGAGCUUCAAAUAUUUACUCUAUGCAUGCUAGUACAUUUGGUCGCUACUUAAAUGCAUGUCAUCUUUUUUUAAAUAAAAACAUAGAUUGA
Entrophospora sp. SA101 is the source of this 732-nucleotide messenger RNA. The record is from the annotation of a GenBank genome assembly. Lineage: Eukaryota; Fungi; Glomeromycota; Glomeromycetes; Entrophosporales; Entrophosporaceae.